UAUAACCGCACGCUUCUUUCAGCCUCUAAAAUACAACCGUGACGGCAGCAGAUUACCCGAACUUCAACAGAUACUGGUCAGAACUACGAGGCUCCUCAAUUUUCUUUUACUCUGAUGACAAAGAUGUGACGUACACAGAAAAACUGGACCUGCAGCAUUUUAUAUCAAUAGUUGAUGACAACAGGAAUGGUAAAGGUUUCCAAACAACUGGCUUCCGACUGCUUCUAGACAAUGGAGAGGUGAAACUUAAGGCUGAAAACAUUGAAACUAGAGAAGAAUGGAAAGGUUAUAUUGGUGUGGUCACUCAGCUGGAGGUUCCCAGUAUCUUGUCACUACUGCCUGGGCAGAUGCUACGCCUGAAAGAAGUGGUUGAACGAGAGAAAGAACGUCGGUCCACUGAAACAAGGACACGAGAAUCACAAAGCUGCUUGAUAGAGAAACCUGAUCCAGAGGUGUACGAUGAUUUAUUGAACCCAAUGCCAGAGUGUUUCUAUACAGUAACUCGCAAUGAAGCUGAAGCCAUGCUGGAAAGACACCCUGAAAAUGGCAGCCUGAUAAUAAGACCUUCCAAUGAAAAUUACUCAAUCACUACUAUGAUCACACAAAACAGUAAAGGUGUGAUAAAACAUUACAAGGUGACGAGCAUGUGUGGUGGAUUUGUCAUCGGGCUGGAAAAUCCAGUCACGUACUCCACCCUUCAGGAAGUUGUUGAUCAUUUUAUAAGGGCGACAAAUGGAGUUUUGAAACCAUACUUUGAUUCCAACGAUUAUGCCAGCAACAUUGAGAUCACCAAAGAUCAUCAGAAAAAGAUACAAAAGAAGCUGGUGCCAAUGUCAAAAGUGGCUCCAAUUCAACGUCAUUCAAUGUCACCAUCUGAAUAUCCAGACAUACCAGGGAUAAUGCAAAUGCCAUGCAGUGCUCAGCAAAAGCUGCCAUUAAAGCACCAAUCAUUAAAUCCAGGGGACUGCAGUGGAGGUCCAGUCAAGGAAGAAUCUGAACCUAAAUACGUGAAUAAUGAAAUUCUCCGAAAACUGAACCAGAUGAACCUGGCAGAUGACACGCCACCCAGUUAUAUUGCUCCAAAUCCAUGGGGCCAGAAGCAUUUUCCCAGAGGCAAUGAUGAGUCGAGCGAACUUAUGGCAAAGCUGAUGAAGAGACGACAAAGGCUGCAGGAUGAUUAAUGCACACCUCAGAGAAUAUUGUUCCAAUAAGCAUGUCUUAUUUAAUUAACAAAUGCAAGCACAUCUGCAGUGCUUACAUUUAAGUCAAAAACACUUAACCUUUGCCGUGGAAAAUCUUAAAAGUGAGAGAAGUAACUGAUUUAAGGAAUUAGAGAGUUCUAGGUUUUACCAGGUUAUACUUGUUUUGAAUCUGAUCCUGAAGCUACGCACCUAAAAUUUUCACAAGAACAAUUUAACAUAAGAGUUCUGUUUUGGAGUUAUUUCUAUUUUUACUUUGAGAGACUUCCUGAAUCAUUCAAGAGCCAGGAAUGUUUAUUUGUCAUAUGUACCGACAAUGGAACAAUGAAAUUCUUACUUGCAAUAGUUUUACAAGUUUCUGUCUUUUCUUUCAACAUACUUUAAAAUAUCAUGUCCCACAGUGCCAUAUGAGAUAAUGUUAUUUACUGCAACAUUCUACUUUACAAAAAUCAAUUUGUUAUAUCACAUAUUAUGUGAUAAUUGUUUCAUUUCUUUAUGUACAUUGUGAUUACAAUAAGAUAGCAAUGUAAAUUGUGGAAAUCUAUUGUAAUUAAAAUUAGUUAUUGUUAGUCAAGACAGUGCUAAAUUACAUGGGAUGCUGUAGUAUAAAGCGACUCACAAAAAGCAGGUACAGCAAAUAAUUAGAAUGCAAAUUAAUCGCUAGCCUAUUUUACAGAGUGGAGGGAAAAUAAAAAAUAUUUGUUUUUACUGCACAGGGUGUUGUGGAGGCCACUCCUGAAGUACUGUCUAAUGCUUUGGUCUUGGUUUAUGGAUGUGUAUGCUUACAUUGGAGCCAUUUCAGUGAAGGGCUGCCGAGUUGAUUCUUGGGAUGAAAGGUUUGCCUUACUUUGAGUAAGUUGGGCCCAAAUUGAAGGAGAAUUAGAAGAUAUCUUACUGAAAUCCGUAAGAUUUUGAAAAGACUACAUAAAGAUAGGACAGUGAGGAUUUUUAAGUUUACAGCAGGGUCUAGUUCAGCUGGGAAGGUGAGCCAAGUAAUGGCAAAUUAAAUUUAAGUCUGACAAAGGUUGCACUUUGGUAUGUCAAACCAGGACAAUACUUGCACAGUAAAUGGUAGGGCCCUGGUAGGUAUUGUAGAAGAAAGAGAUCUGGGUGCAGGGUUCCCUAAAUGUGGCAAGUCAGGUGGACGGGGUGGUGAAGAAGGCCUUUGGCAUGCUUGCCUUCAUUUGGAUGGAUAUUGAGUACAAAAGUUGGGACGUCAUAAUGCCGCUGUACAGGUUGAUGAGCCCACACUUGGAUGAUGCAGUUUUGGUCAGUUUCCUUAUUAUGGGAAGGAUGUUAUUCAGUUGGUAAGGGAGAGGCUGGAUAGGCUGUGACAUUUUUUAUUUGGAACGUUGGAGGCGGAAGGAUGACCUUUUUUAAGAAUGAGCGGCAUGGAUAGAGUGAACACUCGGUCUUUUUCCCAGGGUAGAAGAUUCUCAAACUAAAGAGAGUGAGAGCUGUGGUGAGAGCGGCGAGAUUUAAGAGAGACAACUUUUUCACCCUGAGUGUAGUUUGCACCUGCAGCUGCCAGAUGAAGUUAUGGAAACAAUUAUGACUUUCACAAGUAAUUUGGACAGGCAUAUGGAUAGGGAAAGUUUUGAGGGAAAUGGACCAAAUAGGACUCGCCCGGAAUAUCAAAUUAGUCAGCAUUGACAAGGUGGGCCAAAGGGCCUAUUUUCAUGCUUUUUAGUUCUAUGACUCCAGAUGCCUUCUGAAUAGGGGAUUGGUGGAGAUUGAUUGUACAAUCCUUGGCAUUUGGUACUCUUGAGGCUGAAAUAUUGAAUAAUUUUCAAGGAUGAAAUAGAUUAUUUCUUGUUCGAUACAGACAAGUGGUGAUGAGGCCUGGAGCUUACCAGCCAUGAACUUAUUGAUAAAGAGA
Molecule: messenger RNA, 3078 nt
Organism: Amblyraja radiata (thorny skate)
Lineage: Eukaryota; Metazoa; Chordata; Chondrichthyes; Rajiformes; Rajidae
Product: signal-transducing adaptor protein 1-like
Exons: 13
Coding region: 348-1181 (277 amino acids)
Biological process (GO): positive regulation of B cell receptor signaling pathway; cell surface receptor protein tyrosine kinase signaling pathway
Molecular function (GO): signaling adaptor activity; protein kinase binding
Source: RefSeq, a predicted model, not a curated record